Messenger RNA from Odontomachus brunneus, 1136 nucleotides. It is a transcript of the gene Arl6, whose product is annotated as ADP-ribosylation factor-like protein 6. Gene Ontology annotation, cellular component: cytoplasm; axoneme. Gene Ontology annotation, molecular function: GTP binding; GTPase activity. The transcript has 3 exons. Gene Ontology annotation, biological process: vesicle-mediated transport; protein localization to cilium; intracellular protein transport. The coding region runs from base 97 to 705 and encodes 202 amino acids. Lineage: Eukaryota; Metazoa; Arthropoda; Insecta; Hymenoptera; Formicidae. The record is from RefSeq and is a predicted model, not a curated record.
AAUCGCAGUUGUAGGUGUAGAUAAGAAAUAAAAGGGGUAAUUUCAUCCCCACUCUACUUUGUGGUUCGUCUUAACAUAUACAGGGGAUGAUUAUUGAUGUCCGAUAAACGCGAGAGUUCACAGCUACAAGAGAAAAUGGGGUUAUUCGAUCGUUUAGCGAACCUCUUAGGUCUUAGGAAAAAAGAAGUAAACGUUUUAGUAGUGGGCCUUAACAACAGUGGUAAGUCGACGGUCAUAAAUAAUUUCAAACGCGAGGAUGACCGUUGCAUAGACAUAGUGCCCACUGUCGGGUUUAAUGUCGAAAAAUUCGCAUUUAAAAAUGUCAAUUUUACUGCGUUCGAUAUGUCCGGACACGAUCGUCACAGAUCGUUGUGGGAGCAUUAUUAUAAGGAUUGCCACGGAAUUAUCUUUAUAAUCGACAGUAGCGACAAACUCCGAUUGGUCGUCGUGAAAGAAGAAUUGGAUAUGCUUCUGCAGCAUCCUGAUGUAGUAGGACGCAAAAUACCUAUCCUCUUCCUUGCGAACAAGAUGGAUCUGCCCGAUUCUCUGACUACUGUGAAGUUAGUCGCGGGAUUGGGACUCGAGCGUAUACAAAAUAAGCCGUGGCACAUACGUGCAACGAACGCGUUAACCGGUGAAGGUUUGCAGCCGGCUAUCGAGUGGUUGACCGAUCAGAUUCGUGAUAUAUUCAUCAACAGAAGAUAAACUGCGUUGACGUCGACACUUGGGCGAAUCUUAUCGUAUCGCGGCGUAUGAACAUCAUCGACGCAGUGUCUGCGAUGUCGUGUAUAGGUCAAUUUUAUCGCGAGCUGGUGUCUCCCGCAUGACGUGUUUCGAACUUUCGAGAAAGUAACCUUUUUCGCGCGAGAAAUCUUCACAAAGGUCUCACAUCCUUUCUCUCUGAGAAACCUUGAUAUCAUUAAUAAAAUAUAAUUGGUGUAGAAAGCACAUGUUUAGGAAAUCUAGUCACGAAUCAUUAGUAGUAAAGUACGUAUUUGAAAAAUAUCGGUGAGCUCAAUUCAAUUUUUAUCCGUCCAUAGAAAUAUUUGCGUAAUAUGUACGUGCUAAGAUAUACAUGUAUAUAAGAAAUUAAUUCAAUAUAACAGUGGGCAAUUGGUUGCUGCACGUUUACAAUU